Molecule: messenger RNA, 5462 nt
Organism: Lates calcarifer (barramundi perch)
Lineage: Eukaryota; Metazoa; Chordata; Actinopteri; Centropomidae
Gene: col18a1a
Product: collagen type XVIII alpha 1 chain a
Cellular component (GO): basement membrane
Source: RefSeq, a predicted model, not a curated record
CCCUUUUAGGACCUGGCGGAAGUCGCUGUUGUGAACCCCUGCAGGUCACCUCUCUCCCUCUCUCCACACUUCUUGUCCGUUUCCAGCCAAAGCGCUGCGUCUCCAUCAGCUGUUCGAGCAGCAGCAGCAGCAGCAGCAGCGGUGCCGGACCGAGGAAGCUGGGAACAUUUUUUUUUACUCUCCGUUCCCCUCGAAUAGUCCAUGUAGCUUUACCACUCGGCGCCAAGGAAAGAAGAAAUGAAGAUGAGGUGUUGUUCAUGGCUGGAGCGCCUUGUCUGCUGCGUCCUUCUCCUCGUCAGCCCGGCGGCAUCGCAGUGGCCAGAAGACAGUGGAGUCUCCCUGCUGCAUCUGAUUGGAGAUCCUCCUCCCAGUGAGAUUACCCAGGUCUACGGGCCCGACAACAGUCCCGGAUAUGUCUUCGGCCCCAAUGCCAACACAGGCCAGCUGGCGCGUGCCCACCUGCCGAGCCCGUUCUACCGAGACUUUGCCCUCAUCUUCAACCUGAAGCCCACCUCUGACGGGGGUGGAGUCAUCUUCUCUAUCACAGACGCCUCACAGCAGAUCAUGUACGUGGGCGUUAAACUGUCGGAGGUGCAGGGCGGCAACCAGAACGUCAUCCUGUACUACACAGAGCCUGACUCACAGCAGUCGUAUGAGGCAGCCAGGUUCCUCGUGCCCUCCAUGAGGGAUACCUGGACGCGUUUCGCCAUCGCCGUGAGGGAUGACAAGGUGAUGUUCUACCUCAACUGUGACACAGACCCUCAGGUGAUGCGCAUCGAGAGGUCCCCGGAUGAGAUGGAGCUGGAGACUGGUGCUGGGGUUUUCGUCGGGCAGGCUGGAGGAGCUGAUCCGGAGAAGUUCCUGGGGGUGAUCGGUGAGCUGAGGGUGGUGGGAGACCCCCGUGCUGCUGAGAGACACUGUGAAGAGGAUGAGGAUGACUCCGAUAUGGCUUCAGGUGAAGGAAGUGGUGAUGAGGAGACAAGACUCUCAAAACCCGCUGUGGAGAAACAUAGAUGGACGACUACUCCUCCAUCCUCUCGGCCGAUCCAGCAGCCACCACUGACCAGGAAAGAGGAGGUGUCCAUCGCAAGAGAGACAGGACCGGUUGGGGCUAAAGGAGAGCGAGGUGACCGAGGGGAAAAAGGAGAGAAAGGAGACAGGGGUCCAAUCGGGCCGAAGGGAGAAUCAGGCUCUGGCUCCAGCUCACGAGGUGGAGCCCGUGGAGAGAAGGGAGAACCAGGGGAAAAAGGAGCAAAGGGCAGUGCAGGUUUUGGCUAUCAAGGAAAGAAGGGUGACCCCGGACCCCCUGGACCCCCUGGCCCUCCUGGCCCUCCAGGGCUUGCAACUGAAAUCUCACUUGGUGGUGACGGCUCAGUUGUUUCGAGAGUCCCCGGACCCCGAGGACCACCUGGACCACAAGGUGUCCCAGGAUCACCAGGAGCUGAUGGAGAGCCAGGUGAUCCUGGAGAGGAUGGAAAAACUGGUCCUGAAGGACCUCCAGGUUUCCCAGGAACUCCAGGAGACACUGGACCCAAGGGAGAGAAGGGAGACCGUGGAGAGGGUCAGCCUGGCCCCAGGGGACCUCCAGGGCCUCCAGGACCUCCAGGAACAGGAUUCAGAUCUACUUUUGUGGACAUGGAAGGUUCAGGGUUCCCUGACCUGGAAUCUAUUCGGGGACUGCCUGGACUGCCUGGAGUGCCGGGUCCCCCCGGUCCCCCCGGGCCUCCUGGUCCCUCUACAGCCAGCACAGCAUCCAGCUCUGGGGCAUUUGGACCACCAGGAAAGGAUGGGGCGCCCGGUCAACCUGGCUUGCCUGGUUUACCGGGUACCGAUGGCCUCCCAGGAGCUCCUGGUCCCAAGGGAGAAAAGGGCGAUACAGGCGAGCUGGGUCUUCCAGGAGCCGUUGGAGAGAAGGGAGCUCAAGGAGAACCUGGUUUACCUGGACCUUCAGGAGAGCCUGGACUCGCUGGUCUGCCUGGACCCAUCGGACCAGUUGGGCCACCUGGGCCUCCCGGGCCUCCUGGACCAAGUUAUCGUGUUGGAUUUGAUGACAUGGAGGGCUCUGGUGGAGGCUUCACCAAUGGACUUCCUGGUGUCAGAGGCCCAGAAGGAAGACAGGGUCCUCCUGGUUUACCUGGACUUCCGGGUAAACCUGGGCUGCCUGGCAUACUGGGUCCGAAGGGCAACGAGGGUCCCGUAGGAAGAGAUGGACGACCUGGGCUGGAUGGCUUCCCUGGUCCUCAGGGACCAAAGGGAGACAGAGGUGACAAAGGAGAGAGGGGUGAAGCAGGUCGAGACGGAACCGGACUCCCGGGUCCACCAGGUCCACCUGGACCACCAGGACAAAUCAUCUACUCAUCUGACAAUUUUGACGGAGUCGUCGGCAGUGUCAGGCCUCAGGGUGGACCUGGUUUACCUGGUCAGGCUGGAUUCCCUGGACCUAUGGGACCAAAGGGGGACAGAGGAGAUCCUGGUCUUCCUGGCUACGGAGUGAAGGGUGAGAAAGGCGAGCCAGGCUUAGUGAUCGGACCUGAUGGAAAUCUGCUGCAUCUGGACGGGUUAAGAGGUCAGAAGGGAGACCGAGGACCUGCUGGACCUGUUGGUCCCUCUGGUCAGUAUGGACCUCCUGGAUUAAAAGGUGAAAUUGGAAUGCCUGGACGACCUGGUCGUCCUGGUGUGAAUGGAUACAAGGGUGAGAAAGGAGAGCCGGGAGGUGGUGCUGGAUAUGGCUACCCAGGCCCACCUGGACCACCAGGACCACCUGGACCCCCUGGUCCAGCCAUUCCUAUAGAUCGCUUCAAUCGCUACGAUGAAACCUCAAGGAAUUAUCCAGUGACUAAAGGGGAAAAAGGAGAGCGUGGCGAGCGAGGACUUCCAGGAAUCCCAGGAACGGCGUCUAACUUUGAUAUUUACGCGUUCAAGAAUGAACUGAAAGGAGAAACUGGAGAUCCAGGUGUGAAGGGAGAGAAGGGAGAGCCCGGUGGUGGAUAUUAUGACCCACGUUUCGGAGUCCAAGGUCCACCAGGACCUUCUGGAAAACCAGGUUUACCGGGUCCAAAGGGAGAUUCCAUUGUGGGCCCUCCUGGACCUCAGGGACCACCGGGGCCACCAGGCGUUGGUUAUGAUGGACGUCCAGGUCCUCCAGGACCACCUGGACCUCCAGGAUCUCCAGGCUCACUUCCUGGAGUAUACAGGCCCAAUCACCCCGUCAGUGUCCCAGGACCUCCUGGUCCUCCUGGCCCACCUGGAAGUCCUGGUCUCUCCUCUGGAGUUACAGUGCUGAGAUCGUACGACACAAUGAUCGCUUCUGCCAGACGUCAGGCAGAGGGCAGCCUCGUCUACAUCAUAGACCGGGCAGACCUCUACCUGAGAGUGCGCGAUGGACUGCGGCAAGUCAUGCUCGGAGAGUACAGGCCCUUCUUCAGAGAUCUGGAGAACGAGGUGGCGGAGGUCCAGCCUCCUCCCGUGGUCCUGUACCCCGAGUCCCGGGACCAGUCCCAGAACAACGGCGCUGGCCAUUACUCCCAGUCUGGUUCUGCCAUACGUCCCAUUGAGCCUCCACCACACCCGCCCGUGGACCCCAGAUACCCCCCGCAGUACGAUCCCAGGUUCCCGGAUCCGAGACACACGGGUCACACAGACGGACGAUUAGCCACCCCACACACUGAGAACAGAUACCCGGUCACCCCACAGAGGCGACCCAGCCCUCCUGUCCCGCAGCCUGGAGGCCACGUGGACACGUCAGGAUCUGGACUACACCUCAUCGCCCUGAACGCCCCUCAGACCGGUAACAUGCGAGGAAUCCGCGGGGCUGACUUCCUGUGCUUCCAGCAGGCUCGUGCCGUGGGCCUGAAGGGAACCUUCAGAGCCUUCCUGUCCUCUAAGCUUCAAGACCUCUACACCAUCGUCCGCAGGUCGGACAGGGACAGCUUCCCCAUCUUGAACCUCAAGGACCAGGUGUUGUUCAGCAGCUGGGAGUCGAUGUUUGGUGACGACGCGAGCAAAAUGAAGGAGAACGUGCCGAUCUACUCCUUCGAUGGUCGAGAUAUCCUCAGGGACAGCGCAUGGCCGGAGAAAAUGGUCUGGCACGGAUCAAACAACAAAGGCCACCGGCAAACAGACCACUACUGUGAAACGUGGCGAGCGGGCGAGCGCGCUGUGACUGGUCUGGCGUCAUCGCUGCAGAGCGGCCACCUCCUGCAGCAAACCUCCAGCAGCUGCUCCGGCUCCUACAUCGUCCUCUGCAUCGAGAACGCCCUCAUAUCACACUCCAAAAAAUAAAGCCCGUCCAUCCUUUCUUUUUUUGUUGUUGUUUUUUUUCCAGGCCCCAGUUUUGUUUUUUUGUUUUUCCUCCCUGUUAACACGGCGUGUGAACCUGCAGCGUCCAGUGAACUGGCCCCGUGGCUCUUUGCCUGGCAGAGACGCUUUGCAUCGUCUGCUCCUCCCCUCCAUGAAACGCCAAAGAGAUGGGUUGAACAGAGGGGGUGUUGGUCCUUUUUCUUGGGGGCAUUGGCACAUAUUUUCUUCAAGAGGUGGAACAACAACAGAGAAGCUAAAUGUGUUCUCAAAUUGUAUCCAUUUAAAAAAGAAAUCUGUAUAUUACAUGUCUGUUUGUGUUCUUGUUUUGUUUUUGUUCUUGUUUUUCUUUUUGAACUGUUUUUAAAAAUGCUAUAUCCAUCCUGUUAUUUUUUAUUUUAGGUAUGGAUCAUUUCCACUUUUUUUUUUUUUUUUUUUUACAAUUUCAUUUUAGAAUUGUGGGUUAUGAUGGGGUACAGCAAACUUUUAAGGACUAUUUUAAAUUUAAAGAAGAUAAUAGAUAUUUAUUUUUAAAUGAAGUUAUGUAAGGACAAAAAAAAUGAUUAGGAAAAAUUAAAAAAUGCUAAAUACCCUCAUUUAUAUUCUGCGCAGCACAGAGCAUUUAAUUCUUUUCUGAUCAGAAACUGUGCCUUAUUACACAACCAGGACUGCUUCACACAAUAAGCUCAUAUAUUCUACCACUUCUUUUUUAUGCAUUAUUCUACAAAUAUGUAAAUGUUACAGUGGUUUUUACUCCCUCAGAUGCUUUUACUUCGCCCCACAUUUAAAUGACCUUGUUGGACACAGACACUACUGUAAUGAAUAAUCCCACAUCCAGAGGGCGAGGUUCCCUCUGGAGCAAAUUGAGCCCUUUGAAUCUAAAAUGAUUAUUUUCCCUUUCACCACGUUACAGAGAAGCAGUGAGGAAGUGAUUAGUUUGCUGUUGGAGUCGUUGGAGUGAUUUCUGUCGUAGGUGUUAGGGAGGGAAAAACCAGGACCUUUUUUUUUUUUUUGUUGUUGUUUUUUUGCAGUAGCUUUGACUUUCAGAGACUAACCUGGCCUUAGUGCUACUGAUGUCUUGACUGAACCUGUGGAAAUCCAUUUUUAUAACAAAAUGUGCUGUACUGUUUCUCCCAGGCACUGAAUUAAAGUCUUUUUCAACCACA